GCAAAACAAAAAUCUUUUCAUCCAGUGAGUGACCUUUAAAAAAAGUUGGUAACGUUUUCUGUGUUCUGUGUUCAGUUUGGUUUCGUGGAUUGGAUUAGAGAAAAACGACCCGUUCUGUGGGUCAGGUUGCCUUUAACUCGAAGCAAUUUAUUUUCAGCAAUUUUUUCAACUUCAAAAAACUUUCGUUUUACUUAUGAUAGUGGCUAGUGACAGAAUUUGUAAAACUGUAAUCAAGAACACUUCGAAAUGGUUAAAGCGAAAAAACAGGAGCGCAAAGGGGCGAAAAGCGACGAAAGCGAUUCAGAGAUUGAAAUAGAUACUCCACAACUUACCGAUAAGACCGCUACUAAGCAGAACAAAUCCGGCAAAGUAAAGGAAGAUAGGGAUACUGAAGCUACAAAGUCAAAAAAGUCCAAGAGUAAGGGUAAAAAACAAGAAAUCAAAGCUGAAGACUCAGAAGAUGAUACCAUUCCCAUAGCAAAGGGACAGAAAUCCUUUGCCAUUUUGCAAAUUGAAGACAACGAUUUAGAGGAUGAACCAAUGCCUAACAAUGAUAGUGAUGAUGACAUAAAAACUGUUGAUAAAAGUAAGAAAAAAGCUAAUGAAUCGAAAACUAAAGAGCAAGGUGGUAAAAAAGGCAAAAAGGGAAGGAAAAGGGCUGAUAGUGUUGAUGAAAUUGAAAAGGCUUUGGCAGAGUUAGAAAUGGAAUACGCAGGAAUCAAGAAGGAAGGCCCGGAAAUGAAAGAGGAAAGUAGAAAACCAGCAAAAGUUAGUAAGGACAAGAAUAUUGCAGAAAGUGUAAAACCAGAUUAUGUAAAAGAAGAAUCAGAGGAAAUUGGCACAGUCAAAACAGCAGCUCAAAAGAAAAGGGAGAAGAAGGAAAGAGAAAAGCAAACAAAGUUGGCUCAGAAAACUAAACAUCAGAACAUUGAUAAGGAGUCUAGUGCCAUCACGGUAGUUCCUAAUGAAGAAGUGAAAAACGAGAAAGAAGUUUUGGAAGAGAAAGAAAGCAAAAAGAAGAAAAAAAAGAUUAAAGAUAAGGAGGAUAAAGUGGAUGUUGAAAGUGAAGUUACUGAAGUUCAUGAAGAGAAAAUCAGUAAGAAGAAGAAAGGUGGUAAAGAAAAAGAUGAAAAGGAAACCAAAAACAAAAAAGGGCCUGCAAAAAAGACCAUUGCUGCAAUGCAGGAAGCCCUUAGGAAAAUUAAGGAAGAGGAAGAACGUCUCAAACGUGAAGAAGAGGAUAGGAUAAAACGAGAGGAAGAAGCGGAGAGAGCUAGAUUGGAAGCUUUGAAACUGGAACAAGAGCGGAAAGAUAAGAAAAAGCAGAAGGAAAAAGAGAGGAAAGAGAGGUUGAAAGCAGAAGGAAAAUUGUUGACAGCUAAACAAAAAGCGGACCGCGCGAGAGCCCAAGCACUGAUUGAUAGUCUUAAGGCCAAGGGCGUGGAAUUACCCGAUGUCGGUGAAAGAAAGCCAAGGCUGGGUACCAGGGUCAAACCUAGCAAACAAAAAAAGGAGACCUCAGAUGAAGUAAAGUCGGAGGAAAAAUCUUCAGAGCAGAGUGAUAUCGGUGACAAAGCAGACAUCAUACAACUGAAAGAGGAGACAAAAGUGGAAGAAGAGGAAGUAGAGGGCGACGAUGUUAAAGACACGUGGGACGCUUCAUCUUCUGACAGUGAGUCGGAAGAAACUGAAUCUAAAGGAACAGACGCUGCCAAAGUGCAGACUUUCGAGAAUGAUGAAUCUGAAGAAGGUAGUUCCGAGGGCGAGUCGGAGGAGGAGAGCGAGAGCGAGUCGGAAGACGAGGACGACGAGGAAGAAUUAAAAUCGGCGGUUGAAAGAUCGAAGGAAAGGGCGGAGGAAAGAAUUAUGAAACGGAAGGAGGAGGCGGAGCGAAACCGCACCGUCGACAACCUCCGGGCGGCGGUGGUUUGCGUGUUGGGCCACGUGGACACAGGCAAGACCAAGAUAUUGGAUAAGUUGAGGAGGACCAAUGUGCAGGACGGGGAGGCGGGGGGCAUCACUCAGCAGAUCGGUGCCACCAAUGUACCAGUUGAGGCUAUCAAGGAACAAAUCAAGAUCGUUAAAGGUGCGAACGAGAUGGAAUUGAAAGUUCCGGGCCUGCUGAUCAUUGACACGCCGGGGCAUGAGUCGUUUUCGAAUCUGCGAAACAGGGGUUCGUCCCUUUGCGAUAUCGCGAUCCUCGUCGUCGACAUUAUGCACGGCCUCGAGCCGCAGACCAUCGAAUCGAUUAAUUUGCUGAAAAAUAAAAAGUGCCCCUUUAUAGUAGCCCUUAACAAAAUUGAUAGAUUGUACGACUGGCAAACCAUGAGCCGGAAAGAUGUAAGGGACAUCCUGAAAGCGCAGGCGUCAAACACGCAGCUGGAGUUUGAUCAGCGGUCGAAAUCGGUGGUAGUGCAGUUCGCGGAACAAGGGUUGAACGCGGCGCUAUUCUACGAAAACCCGGACCCGCGGACGUAUAUCUCGUUGGUGCCCACCAGUGCGAUCACCGGCGAGGGUAUGGGCAAUCUGCUCGCCCUUAUCGUCGACUACUGCCAAACGAAACUGCCCAGACGCCUGAUGUACUCGGACGAGCUGCAGGCGACCGUCCUUGAGGUCAAGGCGAUACCGGGGUUGGGCACCACGAUCGACGUCAUUUUGGUGAACGGUCGCUUGAGGGAGGGCGAGACCAUGUUGGUGGCGGGCACGGACGGACCGAUCGUCACUCAGAUUCGGUCGCUGCUGAUGCCGCAGCCGCUCAGAGAACUCAGAGUGAAGAACGCGUACAUGGAAUACAAAGAGGUGAGGGCGGCGCAGGGCGUGAAAAUCGCCGCCAAAGAGCUAGACAAGGCGAUCGCUGGCCUGAACCUCUACGUCGCGCACAAGCCGGACGAGAUCGAUGUCCUGCGUGACGAGGUGUCGCGCGAAUUGCGCAGCGCUCUCUCCAACAUAAAGCUGCAGGAGAGGGGCGUAUACGUGCAGGCGUCCACGCUCGGUUCGUUGGAAGCGUUGCUGGAAUUUUUAAGGGUCAGCAAAAUUCCGUAUGCGGGCAUCAGAAUUGGACCAGUUGUUAAAAAAGACGUGAUGAAAGCCUCCAUAAUGUUAGAGCACGAUCCCCAGUACGCGACGAUCUUAGCAUUCGAUGUGAAGAUCGAAAAGGACGCGCAGGAGUUGGCGGACAGCAUGGGCGUGAAAAUCUUCCAGGCGGAUAUCAUUUACCACCUGUUCGAUAAGUUCACCGCGUACCGUGAGGAGCUGAAGCAGCGCAAACGGGAUGAGUUUAAACACAUCGCUGUGUUCCCCUGCAAGCUGCGCGUGUUGCCCCAGUUCGUAUUCAAUUCGAGGGAUCCAAUCGUCUGCGGCGUCAUGGUCGAGGCGGGUAUCGUCAAGGAGGGAACACCCAUCUGCGUACCUAGCAAAGAGUUUUUGGACGUGGGCGUGGUGACCAGCAUCGAGAGUAACCACAAACCGGUCGAGAACGCGCGCAAGGGGAUGGAAAUUUGCAUUAAAAUCGAGCCCAUACCGGGCGAGGCGCCGAAAAUGUUUGGCCGCCAUUUUGACGAGACUGAUAUGUUGGUUAGUAAGAUAUCCCGGCAGUCCAUAGACGCGUGCAAAGAUUACUUCAGGGACGACUUGCUUAAGACGGACUGGCAACUGAUGGUCGAACUUAAAAAACUCUUCCAGAUUUUGUAAUAAAUACAACAACGUCGACGGUAUUUUCGAUUUAUCGGAGAUUUUUUUGCGUUUUUCCUACACGGGGGAACGCGGGCGAGAUAAAGAGAGUGUUAUUUACUUAGGGUUCAUAUACAACUGCAUAUUAAUUUAUAAAAUAUACGUGUAUCUAAUAUCAAACCUGUCUUUAAUUCGCGAGGGAUGAACCACCAUCCAUGUCAUUUCAAAGAUUUCAUGGAUUUUCCAAUUAUUUUACGGAUUUGACUGCUUUUGAUAUAAUUUUUAGCUUACGUUCAAAACUUUUGUAUUCCGCGGUAAUUAACAGAUAUUAAAAAUACAAUAUUUUAAAACCUCUUUUCAAAACAUCAAAUAGAUAUAUAAACCCAUAAAAUUUCAAAAUG
This is a messenger RNA of Cylas formicarius (sweet potato weevil), 4070 nucleotides long. RefSeq names its product eukaryotic translation initiation factor 5B (gene eIF5B). The record is from RefSeq and is a predicted model, not a curated record. The transcript is spliced from 16 exons. Gene Ontology annotation, molecular function: GTP binding; translation initiation factor activity; GTPase activity. The coding region runs from base 247 to 3690 and encodes 1147 amino acids. NCBI's taxonomy places the organism in Eukaryota, Metazoa, Arthropoda, Insecta, Coleoptera, Brentidae.